Molecule: messenger RNA, 849 nt
Organism: Miscanthus lutarioriparius
Lineage: Eukaryota; Viridiplantae; Streptophyta; Magnoliopsida; Poales; Poaceae
Source: the annotation of a GenBank genome assembly
AUGCCUUCUUUUAGUUCUCCGGGUGGAGAUACAUGGUUCAUAAACUCCAAUGAACAAUCAAUUGGAUAUAUCCUUGCUGAUAAUGGUUUUGAUGUUUGGAUUGGAAAUGUCCGUGGCACACGUUGGAGUAAAGGCCACUGUACUCUUUCUGUUCAUGAUAAGGGAACUAUCAUGGGUCUGGCUGCAUUUACAAUGCCUGAAAUAGUAAAAAUGAUAAGCUCUGCUGCGCUUCUUUGUCCCAUUUCUUACCUUGAUCAUGUCAGUGCUAGUUUUGUUCUUAGAGCAGUUGCCAUGCAUCUUGACCAGAUGCUUGUUGCUAUGGGCAUCCAUCAGUUGAACUUCCGGAGCGAUAUGGGUGUCCAGAUUUUAGAUUCGCUGUGUGAUGAUGAACAUUUGGACUGCAACGAUCUGUUAUCUUCAAUAACAGGUCAAAACUGUUGUUUCAAUUCAUCUCGGAUUGACUAUUAUUUGGAGUAUGAACCCCAUCCGUCAUCAACAAAAAAUUUGCGGCAUCUUUUCCAGAUGAUCAGGAAAGGCAGUUUCGCAAAGUAUGACUAUGGAUGGUGGGGAAACCUAAGGCGCUACGGCCAUCUGCAUCCUCCCUCAUUCGAUCUAAGCAGCAUACCGGAAUCACUGCCAAUAUGGACGGGCUAUGGAGGCCUUGAUGCACUGGCUGACGUAACAGAUGUUGAGCGCACCAUCAAAGAGUUGAGGUCCACGCCAGAGCUGCUGUACAUUGGUGACUAUGGCCACAUUGAUUUCAUCGUGAGCGUGAAGGCAAAGGACGAUGUUUAUGUUGACUUAAUGAGGUUUCUCAGAGCCCAGCAGGGAAUGCACAGUAGCUAUUAG